AGGCGGGCGCUCACGACGCGUUUGCGCGGGGGGACUUUCCCCACCUCGGCGGGAGGCCUGCGUGCGGGCGGGUCGCUCCCGGACGCCCCCGGAGCGGCGUCUACAAGCCGUCCGGCCGCUCCGCCCGCCUUCGCCCCGCGCCGGCCGGAGGUGGUCGCCGCUCGCCACAGCCGAAGGGGCCGCCCGCAGCGCGUAUCCCGGCCACCAGCGCCGAACCGGCUUCCGACAGGGCGGUGAUGGAACCGGGCUCCCGCGGGUGGGGCCGAGGCUAGCGCCCCGGAGCGGAGCGGAGCGGCAGCGCGAGACAGCCAAGAUGUGAAAAUAAAGGAAAGACUUAUAAAAUAACAAAGAUGCUUUUGAGCCAGAAUGCCUCGGCAAUGAGAACACAUAAUUUGUAUCUCAUGGUGUACAUCAGCCUCAUGUUUGGUGUUUUCCAAGCUUUGCCUGAUUUUUCACAGGAUGCUUGCAUUUUCAAGAUGACAUUAAGAAAUUUCCGGGUAAUUUUAUCAUGGGAAUUAAAAAAUCAUUCCAUUGUACCAACUCACUAUACAUUGUGGUACACAAUCAUGAGUAAACAAGAUGAUAUGAAGGCUGUUAAGGACUGUGCAAAUAUCACGGGAUCAUUUUGUGACCUAACAGAUGUGUGGGAAAACAUGUCCGAGAAUUACAUCCCCAGACUCGUUGGGUCCCGAGGGAACGCAACGCUGGUCAAUUGCUCGGGCUCCAUCUUCCCACCGCUGAACAUGUCUUUGGAACCACCAAACUUUGAGAUUAUUCGUUUUACUGACCACAUUAAAGUGAGAGUGAAAUUUCCGCCCGACAUACCCAAGAUACUACGUGGGGAAGAAUUACAUUUUUACUUAUCACUUGUCAUCGAAGAAGAGUCAGGAGAAAUUGUUAAGAAGCAUAAACUGCAAAUGAAUGCAAAAACCAUCACUGAAAAUUUCACUUACGUCAUCGACAACUUAAUUCCAAACACAAGCUACUGUGUAUCUGUUUAUUUCGAGCCUACCGAUCUGGGAAAAACAAUGAAAUCUCCCCCAAAAUGUACCCUCCUUCCACCUGGAGAGGAAUCAGAGUCAUCAGAUUCUGCCAAAAUAGGAGGAUUGGUUACUACGUUUUUGAUAGUAGCUGUCUUCGUAAGCACCAUAAUACUACUGCGACAGAUUGGUUGUAUAUGCUUAACAAAUAAGCUCCCCAAAGUGCUGAAUUUUUAUAACUUUUCAGCCUGGGUAUUUCCCGAGCGGCCGCCAUUGGAAGCAGCGGCUGUGUUGGAGGUCAUUCACGUCAACAGAAAGAAGAAAGUGUGGGAUUAUAAUUAUGAUGAUGAUGAAAGUGACAGCGAUAAUGAAGCAGCCCCCCGAACAAGCGCGGGGGGUUACACCAUGCACGGACUAACUGGCAGGCCUCUGUGUCCGGCCUCUGCCUCCUCAGCCACCUUGGAGGACUGCAGCAACCUAGACGCUGAGGAAACCGACGUGCCCGAGGCCGAGGCUGAAUCGGAGUCUCUGAUGGCACCAGGGCCUGGCCCCUGGCAGCCGGAAUGCACUAGUGAGGCCUACAAGGGGAGAGGGACUCUGCUGGAAGAGCCCUUUUCUGAGGAGGACAGCAGCUCCAUGGAGGGUUCUGAAGACAGAAUUAUCUUCAAUGUGGAUUUAAACUCUGUGUGUGUGAGGGUCUUCAGUGACGACUUAGAAGCCCCUCCAGUGUUAUCUCUUCCAGAAGAUAACACCCAAUUACAGGAUCCCAACGAAAUGGAAACAAACCUUUUGGUGGCCAGUGGAGGAGGGACACAGCCGUCCUUCCCUGGCCCCUCUGUGGAGUGCCUGUGGCCUGAAGAUUCCCUUUCCGAAAAAAGUGACACUUCUGAGUCAGAUGUUAACAUCGGGGAUGGUUAUAUAAUGAGAUGAAUCCCAAAAUACUGAAUUAACUUGGACCGACAGAUACUUCCAGGGUUCUCUCUGCUGCACCCUCACUUGCUCCUGUGGUCUGCAAGUGUUCUCUGGGGGAAGGAGUUGCAGUGGCCCCGCUCUUCCUGGUGACAUCAUCUAUGCAAAUUCCCAAUAUGGGGGAGAGGGGAGGUGGGACACCUGGUAUCACAGGGUCAUUCCAUGCAUUGUUUACAUGUUCCAAGUGAUAGCUUUGAAGGGAAGACGCCCCGCCCCUAUACACAUGUAUUUAUAAUGUUUCUGCUUCACGGUUCCCAGAGGAAGGAACAAGGUUCCCUGUGGUUUUCACGGGGCGGUCCGGGGCCCUGGGAAAUAAUUUGGGCCAGGGUGGGAAUGGGAAGAGAAAAGGAAGACGCUCAGCAGGGUUCAUAACAGGAGCAGUCUGCCGUGUUUUCCACUGGCUCAAGGAAGGCAAGGGCAGGAAAACAGGCAGAAAAAGAGGCGGGAGGGCGGACCACAGAAGGCAGAGGAGGGGGACUCACAAAAAAUAUAA
Molecule: messenger RNA, 2442 nt
Organism: Hipposideros armiger (great roundleaf bat)
Lineage: Eukaryota; Metazoa; Chordata; Mammalia; Chiroptera; Hipposideridae
Gene: IFNAR2
Product: interferon alpha and beta receptor subunit 2
Exons: 9
Coding region: 351-1910 (519 amino acids)
Biological process (GO): type I interferon-mediated signaling pathway
Cellular component (GO): plasma membrane
Molecular function (GO): type I interferon receptor activity; interleukin-22 receptor activity; protein binding
Source: RefSeq, a predicted model, not a curated record